GCAAGGGUUCGCGAGCGCAACAUCCGCUUGGCAAAACUCAUUGAGUUCAAGAAGGAAUACAACGCACUGCGGAAGCUCCUUUGCCGCAUGGCAGCCGAGCGAGAAGAAAGGCGCCGAGAUUCGCGACGGCAGGACGGUUGAGAGAUUGGACUUUUAA
This is a messenger RNA of Effrenium voratum, 157 nucleotides long. Lineage: Eukaryota; Dinophyceae; Suessiales; Symbiodiniaceae. The record is from the annotation of a GenBank genome assembly.